UGCCCAUGUCCACGAAUACGGAGUGAACACAUCUGAGUAAAACGUCAUUUGAUGACAGCUGCAAAGAGACAGCUACAAAAAUCGAUUGAUUAGUAAUCAUGGAUAAAGAUUGGCCAGGCAACAAUAUAGAUCAGGCCAAUGGGAGAGCAGCUGAUGCCCCUGGGGCAGAUGAUGAAGAUGACUUCGGCGAGUUUGGAGGCUUCGAGGCUGCGGAUCCGAUUCCUCCUAAUGUAGCUGAACCAGGACACCAGGCAGAGGCAGGAUCGUCUCCGUGGGCCGUCUUUGCUUCCGGAAGUGGAACGUUCCGACAACCUGACCUGUUGUGUGCACAGAACAGCUUCCCUCAGUACUUGGACCCGUCAGGGAUCUCGGGGGGUCCCACCAACACCGCCUCCGUCAACCCCGCCCAAGAUGUCCAGCCAUCCUUCCCUGCCAACUUGGACCUCAGUGAUCAUGAUCAGAUCACAGAUGCUGCAGACCAGGCCCGAAUUGCUGAGAAUGUUCUGGAUGGAACCCUCAACGCCUCCACGCGCAGUGUUACCUCUCCUGAAGCAGCACAGCCACCCUCUUCCCCAGCCCCUCUCCCGGACCUGGGCCUGGGUGGGAAUCGUCUCCCCUUGAUGAGAGAAGCCAGCCCGGACCUGCCACCAGGGGGUGCUGCAGCAGAGGUGGAGCUACAACCAGCCCCACAGGACGAUGUUGCCCCCGAGCAGGUGGAACCAGCUGCUGAAGUUAAUGAAAAUGUUGCCCCUCCAAUUCGGGUUGAAGAGGACGUUCAGCCCAUGAUGGAAGAAAAUGCUAAGUUAAAGAAGGACCUGGAAGACCUGUCUGCCCUGAACCAGCAGCUGGAGGAGGACCUGAUUCGGGUCCGGACAGACCUGGAGCAACAGCAGGCUAGGCUCACGGAGAUACAGGAGCGACAUAGUCGGGAACUGGAGGAGGUGGAGAAGGCCGGCCAUGAUGCUCUGGGUGUGGUUGUGGAACAGUACAAGGAGUCGAGCCGGGCUGCCGUGUUGGAACAGCAAGAGGUCAGCCUCCAACACUUACAGGAGGCUCUCAAAAACCAGGCCGUGUGCUACCAGCAGAUAAUGGAAACACAGGCAUCAGACUUGCGGCACCAGCAUGAGGCCGACUUGAAGAGUGAGGAAGAACGGUCCCGUGACAUGAUGGAGGCGGCACGUAUACAGCAGCAGGAGCAGUUUCAGGCGUUCCUGAAGGAGGAGCAAGACAAGCAGACGGCAGAAAUACACACAGCCAUCCAGACUGAGAGGGACAGCAGCAAGAGACUCAUGGAGGCGGCCAUGACAGAAGAACAAGAGAAGGCAGCUCGGACGUUGAAGAAGGAACAGGAGAAGUUUGCGGACGUUGCACGUGAUGUGAAGGAGAGAUGUUCUCAAGAUGUGAAGGUCGUCAUUGACGAGGAGAGGACAAGGCAGCAGAUGUUGCUGUCGACAGCAAUGGAGGAGGAGAGGGAGCGGGGACGAGAGAGUGUAAGAGACACACAGAAGGCUUCCCGGGAGGAAAUCCAGUCGUACAUCCAGGAACAGCGACAGAAUGACUCCAUAUUACGUCGGCGCCACCUGGCGAGUCUGGAUCUGUUCCUGGCCAGUGCCAGACAACAGCUGCAGAUGCUGAUGGAGACGGAGAACAACCACCGAGGUACACCCCGAGCAGUGCAGGACAACCACCACCAUCUGCCCCGAGCAGUGCAGGACAACCACCACCAUCUGCCCCGAGCAGAACAGGAGGACAACAGCCGCAGAACGUCCCGGGCAGAACAGGAGGACAACAGCCGCAGAACGUCCCAGGCAGAACAGGAAGAAGAGUCGUCAUGACAGUAGUCAAUCCAGAUUUUACAGUUAACUGUCCCUUGUGCCAGAUUUUAAGGUUUUACGCCAAGGCUUCUUGUGCUCACUGGACAGCUCAAAUACACUGUUGCCAUGGGGACACAAGCAUAGAGUACAACCCUCAUACACUGUUGCCAUGGAGGCACAAGUGAGGAGCUAAAUCUCUCAUAUAUUGUUGCCAUGGCCUCCAGUACAGAGCUACAGUAAACAUCCUUGUUGCCAUGGAGGCUACAGAGCAGAACUACAGUACAUGUGCUUGUUGCCAUGGAGACUGCAUUGCAGAACUACAGAACAUUUGCUUGUCAUGAAAGGCAGCUGAAUUGUGGAUCGGGUGUCCAUGGUUACUGAAUGUGAAUAGAACAUGGAUGGAUGACCAUAGUUACUGAAUGGGGAUAGUAAAUGGAUGAGUUACCAUGGUUUCUGAAUUUGGAAAGAACAUAGAAGGGUGACUAUGGUUACUGAAUGGGGAUAGUAAAUAAUGGGUUACCAUGGUUACUGAAUGGGGAUAGAACGUGUGUGGGUAACCAUGGUUACCUUUUGUGGAUAGUACAUUUAUGGCUGACCUGCUCCAGGCAGGAUUACAAGACAUUUGGCUUUUAACACUCACUCACUCACUCACUCACUCACCCAACAUGGGAAAUGCAGUAAAAUCAGUGUUCAUCAUGGUCACUAGUCUACUGGUUCAAAGCUAGUGGGGGCGGUCGGGUAGCCUAGUGGUAAAAGUGUUCGCUCAUCAUGCUGAAGACCCAGGUUCAAUUCCCGACAUGGGUACAAUGUGUGAAGCCCAUUUCUGGUGUCCCCCGCUGUGAUAUUGCUGGAAUAUUGCUAAAAGCGAUGUGAACUCAAACUCACUCACUCACUCAAAGCUAGAAAAUUGUUUCUCCCAAAUUCUUUUGUAAAAAAGACUGAAAUUCAUUUUGAACAAUAUUACUUAACUUUCAAUGGAAUACUUUAGUAUUUCUAACUAUAACAAAACUUAGGGCUCCAGACUAAGGGAAUAUGUACUUAAUUAUUGUUUUACCUUGUAAUGAUGCCGUGAAUGUGUCAUGGCCAUGGCAAUGUUGAGUACUAUUUGUGUGGCAACAUCUCCCAACAAGAAGUCCCGUUGUCCCACCCGGACACUCAGAAUAUUCCUAUCCAAAGUUGAGCAGUAUAGUUGGAUUUAGUUCAGUUGGUCCACCCUGAAUGUCACAGAACGUCCUGAAACAUUCCAUGUUCUGUGCGACAUUCAACUAGCCGUCUUCCGUGUCCAAUUUCUUCCUUUGAAAAGGCCUCAGUGUGGCAUGUGACUUCUUUAGCCAAUGAGAUCUGAUUAUUUAUUUAUGUAUGUGUCAAAAUGCUUUUUGUAAAUACUCACUAUAAUGAGCCCAGACUUCCCGUUGUCAAAAUGCAGUCACUUUUCAGCUGGUUAAUUGCGUUUCCAACUUGGCCAGUAAUGUUUUAUCUUGACUGGUAACUUUUUUAACAGGGAUAUAACCUUUUCGUCUGGACUUAGGACAUUUUCAACAGGGCUAGUUAUACUACUCAUAAGAAGUUAGGGAGCCCCUGAUGGUUCCAUGGCAUCACAGAUUAACCAUGCUAGGAAAGAACCGAGUGGUCCUUAACUUCUUUUGAGUAAGAUUCAUUUAACAGAACUUGUUACUUAUGGACAGGGGAGUAAUUUUGAAAUGUUCCCUGCACUUUAAUAUGAGUUUCAAACAUGACCUACCUCGUGAUGAUGAUGAUGAUGAUAUGAGUUAUUGAGUUAAUGUAUUUAAGCAGUUAAAGUUUUGGUUCUUCUGAGUUUACCUGAUGUUGAACUGAAUAGGACUGAACUUCUCCAGCUUGCUCUGUGUUUAUAAGAGAGCAGCCAUUUGAUUUUAGCAGAGAUGGGAUUAUGUCUAAAAAAGCCCCUGUUUUGCUGGAAAAACAUAAAAUAUGUCUCGCAUAGUCAGUAUAGAAAUAACGUGCCCUUGCAGACAAGAGUUAAAAAAACCAGUAUUUGUAUUUAAUUUUUUAAAAUAAUUGAGUGACUGUGUGGGGAAAAAUAAUUGAGCUCCUUUAUAUUUAAGAAUAAAUGCUGAUAUCAAGCCCACAUCUCUCCUUUCCCCAUC
Haliotis rufescens (red abalone) is the source of this 3940-nucleotide messenger RNA. RefSeq names its product coiled-coil domain-containing protein 91-like. Gene Ontology annotation, biological process: Golgi to lysosome transport. The transcript is spliced from 13 exons. Lineage: Eukaryota; Metazoa; Mollusca; Gastropoda; Lepetellida; Haliotidae. Gene Ontology annotation, cellular component: trans-Golgi network. The coding region runs from base 99 to 1835 and encodes 578 amino acids. The record is from RefSeq and is a predicted model, not a curated record.